Hyalella azteca is the source of this 621-nucleotide messenger RNA. RefSeq names its product 60S ribosomal protein L21 (gene RpL21). The record is from RefSeq and is a predicted model, not a curated record. Gene Ontology annotation, biological process: translation. Gene Ontology annotation, cellular component: ribosome; cytosolic large ribosomal subunit. The transcript is spliced from 4 exons. Lineage: Eukaryota; Metazoa; Arthropoda; Malacostraca; Amphipoda; Hyalellidae. Gene Ontology annotation, molecular function: structural constituent of ribosome. The coding region runs from base 99 to 584 and encodes 161 amino acids.
UCUAACUUCUGGCAACAUCUGUUGUUGUUCUUGAGUAGGUUGAGUCCGAGUUUCGGUGCGAUUUUGUUUACUUAUAUAGGUAAUCUAGACCCAGCACAAUGACCAACCCAAAGGGAACCAGGCGAGGUACUCGGGACAUGUUCUCCCGAGGCUUCAAGAAGAAUGGAGUUGAACAUCUCACCACCUACCUCAGAUGCUACAAGAUGGGUCAACUUGUGGACAUUAAGGGUAACGGUGCUUUCCAAAAAGGCAUGCCACACAAGUCUUACCACGGCAAGACUGGCCGCAUCUUCAACGUCACACCGCACGCUCUCGGUGUCGUCGUCAACAAGAGGGUUAGAGGACGCAUCUUCGCUAAGAGGAUCAACGUGCGCAUCGAGCACGUGUCGCCCAGCAAGUGCCGUGACGACCACAUCGCUCGUGUCAAGUACAACGAUGCCACCCGCCGCGCCUGCCAGAAGGCCGGCAAGCCCGUGCCCUGCCUGAAGCGUCGCCCCGCUGGGCCCAAGCCCGCCCACUACGUCAACAUCACACGCAAGCCGCCCACCUUCCUAACUCCUAUCCCUUACCAGUUCGUCGUGUGAUGUACCGACUGAAGUACACGGUGGAUUACCAGUGGAA